AAAUCUUGAAAAAAAAUACGAAAGCACUUAACAUUUAUUUUUCUUGACGUUAUAAAUAUAAAAAGUACCAAAGGAAUUUUCAUAGUUUUCUUGCAUCCACUCUUAAAGGGAAGCGCUUGAUUUAUUCUUGUUUAUAUGGAACAAAAUAACAUUUCCGCCGGUUAUGAGGAUGGCGUGGCAGAGUUUUUGCGCGAGCUCCACAGACUACAGAAAAAUGCACAUGAACAAAAGCAACUUUUAAAAUGUCUUCAGGAGGACGAGAAAAAAUUAGCUAAGAUUCUGGAAACGGCGGCUGAAGAAGAAUUCAAAACUGCAUUACAGUGUGCCAAGGCAGAAGCAAACUUGUUGGAGUUGCGUGAUUCGAAUAAAAAACUUCAGUUUGAUUUCGAUAAGGCUAAGAAUGAUUGCAUGAACUUCAUGUUUCGACAAGACAAAGCAACUAAAGCAUAUCAAAAAAUCUUUAAUUCACAAUGCGCAUCUGAGGCACGCAGGGAGCGUCUCAAAGAAAUUAUAGAAAGCACUAGUUUACAUCAAAAUCCAAAUUUACAGAAAAUUUUACGAACUACAAAAAUUCUCUUUAAUAAUGUAUUCAUUAAACAUAAUAUUUGCAACAUUAUCAAGAAAGAAAUUGGUCAAGUUUGUCAUUUAUGCAAUCUUUCAAUCAUUCAGAAUUCAACUUUUGAAGAGGAUUCUUUUUGUAGGCUUGUCAAAUGUUUUGAAAGAUUUUCAGAGACUCUUUCUGAAGAGGAGCAAAACGUUCUCAAAACUUUACUAGGUUAUAAAUAAGUUUAUUUCUAUAUCAAUACCUUAUUUUUACUGCUCUUUUUGUUUAUUUAUUAUAUAAUUAUUUACUGAACAAUAAAAUUCAACUAAGUUAUAUAAA
Phytomonas sp. Hart1 is the source of this 883-nucleotide messenger RNA. The record is from the annotation of a GenBank genome assembly. NCBI's taxonomy places the organism in Eukaryota, Euglenozoa, Kinetoplastea, Trypanosomatida, Trypanosomatidae.